This is a messenger RNA of Homalodisca vitripennis (glassy-winged sharpshooter), 1086 nucleotides long. RefSeq names its product TBC1 domain family member 13. The record is from RefSeq and is a predicted model, not a curated record. NCBI's taxonomy places the organism in Eukaryota, Metazoa, Arthropoda, Insecta, Hemiptera, Cicadellidae. The transcript is spliced from 6 exons. Bases 349 to 1086 code for a protein of 245 amino acids.
GAUUGUGAAAUCAAACACAGCAGACUUAACCUAUCGUCUUUUACCAAUAACGAUUGGUAAACAACAUUUAUGGUUAUAGUAGUGACAGCAGAAAUCUACUUAUAAAUUGUAUUUACACUAUUUCUAGUUUUAGUUUCAUUCAUAGUAAAGUCAAAUAAAUGUGUUUCAUUUUAAUGUUUAAUAGUGGUCCAUUUAUGUUUUAGUUUCUUUGCGGAGUCAACGAAUGGGUACAUAACAGUCAAUAUUACUGAAUCAGGCUAUAUUAGGAUGUAGGAGUAUUUCAUUUUUAUUGAGAUAGCGUCUGUUGAUUUGAACAUUCCAGAUUGUAAGAGAUAGUCAUAUAUCAGAAUGACCUCAUACCGAGCUAAGCUUAAAGACUUUGAAGAACUUCUGAAUGGAGAGGAAAUAAACAUGACUACCCUUAGAACUCUUUGUUUCAGUGGUUGCCCUGAUGAAGGUGGGCACCGUGCUGUAUGUUGGAAACUUCUUCUGAACUACCUUCCUCCAAACAGAACUUUGUGGUGUGAAGUACUCGCUGAGAAGAGAGAACUUUACAGCCAGUUCAUUGAUGAGAUGAUAGUCAAUCCUGGGGAAUGUGGUGUUGAGGGUGACUGUACGUUUGCCGAUCAUCCUCUGAACGUGAGUCCAGAUAGUCGGUGGCAAACCUAUUUUAAAGACAAUGAAGUUCUUCUUCAAAUUGAUAAAGACGUCAGACGUUUGUGUCCAGAUAUAUCUGGGCCUGCACUACCAGCUUGCAUUACCAGAUUGCACUAUCAGUCUGCACUAUCAGUCUGCCCUACCAGCCUGCACUAUCAGUAUGCCCUACCAGCCUGCACUAUCAGUCUGCCCUACCAAUUUGCACUACCAGCUUGCCCAACCAGCCUGCACUACCAGCUUGCACUAACAGCCUUCACUACUAGACUGCCCAACCAACCUGCACUACCAGCUUGCACUACCAGCUUGCCCAAUCGGCCUGCACUACCAGCUUGCACUAACAGCUUGCCCUACCAACCUGCAUUACCAGCCAGCACUACCAACUUGCCCUAUCAGGAAAAUAAUUUCUUCCCUUAUUACCUCAACUAUUAG